Hyphopichia burtonii NRRL Y-1933 is the source of this 1047-nucleotide messenger RNA. It is a transcript of the gene ADH2, whose product is annotated as alcohol dehydrogenase. The transcript has a single exon. The coding region runs from base 1 to 1047 and encodes 348 amino acids. Lineage: Eukaryota; Fungi; Ascomycota; Pichiomycetes; Serinales; Debaryomycetaceae. Gene Ontology annotation, molecular function: zinc ion binding; oxidoreductase activity. The record is from RefSeq and is a predicted model, not a curated record.
AUGUCAGUUCCAAAAACCCAAAAAGCAGUUAUUUUUGAAAAAAACGGUGGUGAAUUGCAAUAUAAGGAUAUUGCUGUUCCAACUCCUAAGUCUAAUGAAAUCUUGAUUAACGUUAAAUACUCUGGUGUUUGUCAUACUGAUUUACAUGCCUGGAAAGGGGAUUGGCCAUUGGAUACCAAAUUACCUUUGGUUGGUGGUCAUGAAGGUGCUGGUGUUGUUGUUGGUCUUGGGGAAAAUGUUAAAGGUUGGAAAUUGGGUGAUUUGGCCGGUAUCAAAUGGUUGAAUGGUUCUUGUAUGUCUUGUGAAUACUGUCAAAAAUCAAAUGAAUCCAAUUGUCCAGAAGCUGAUUUAUCUGGUUAUACCCAUGACGGUUCUUUCCAAGAAUACGCUACUGCCGAUGCGGUCCAGGCUGCUAGAAUUCCAAAAGGUACCGACUUGGCCCAAGCUGCUCCUAUCUUGUGUGCUGGUAUCACGGUUUACAAGGCCUUGAAGACUGCUCAAUUGAAAGCCGGGGAAUGGGUUGCUGUUUCUGGUGCUGGUGGUGGUUUAGGUUCUUUGGCCAUUCAAUACGCUAAAGCAAUGGGUUACCGUGUUUUGGCCAUUGAUGGUGGUGCCGAAAAGGGUGAAUUCACCAAGUCUCUUGGUGCCGAAGUCUAUGUUGAUUUCACCCAAUCAAAGGAUAUCGUUAAAGAUGUUCAAGCUGCUACUAACGGUGGUCCACAUGGGGUUAUUAACGUUUCGGUUUCUGCUCGUGCCAUGUCUCAAUCAGUUGCUUACGUUAGAUCUACUGGUACCGUUGUUUUGGUUGGUUUACCUGCUGGUGCUAAAAUUGAAGCUCCAGUCUUUGAUGCUGUUGUCAAGUCGGUUUCUAUUAGAGGUUCUUAUGUUGGUAACAGAGCCGAUUCUGCUGAAGCUAUUGACUUUUUCUCUAGAGGUUUGAUUAAAUGUCCAAUUAAAGUUGUUGGUCUUUCUGAAUUACCUCACAUUUACGAAUUAAUGGAACAAGGUAAAAUUUUGGGUAGAUACGUUGUUGACACCUCUAAAUAA